Molecule: messenger RNA, 4116 nt
Organism: Thyridium curvatum
Lineage: Eukaryota; Fungi; Ascomycota; Sordariomycetes; Thyridiales; Thyridiaceae
Exons: 1
Coding region: 1-4116 (1371 amino acids)
Molecular function (GO): DNA binding
Source: RefSeq, a predicted model, not a curated record
AUGCCGACCUCACUCCACCCGCAGGCCAAGUUCGACCCGAUUCCGCCGGAUCUCGACCUCAGCGCUCUGGUUGACUCAACCCCCAACUUCGAAUGGGCCCUGCGCAUCGGCGCAGAACAUAUCAAGGGUCUGUCGCCACUCGAGCUAGAGCGACUCAUCAACAUUCAGAUCCUCCAGCGCGGUAAACCCUUGGUCAUAGAGAGGUGGAAUUCGGAGCUCGAUUCUUCGCUGUUCAGUGCAGAAUGGCUCGAGCAGACCUACGACAAGCAGCAAGAGUUUGUUCGCGACAUCCCGGCCGAGACCAACAUCAAAUUCACCAUGGGCCACUAUCUGCGAUCGAUGAAAGCCCUGGCCAACCAAUACACGCCCACCAACUUCCGUGACGAGAUUAGACAGCGUCUGUACCUCAAGGAUAUUGAUUGCCCUCCCGAGUGGCACGAGCGCUUGCAGAACGUCUUGCCGCGAAACUUCUUCUAUCUAAAUGACAAGAUCGACACGAAACGUGCAGUACCAGCCGGUGAUCUGAUGAGUAGCCUGCCGGAAGAGAUGAGAGCUCAGAAUCUUAUGUGCUACAUUGGACACGAGGGCACCUACACCCCCGCGCACCGAGAGAUGUGUGGAAGUUUGGGUCAGAAUAUCAUGGUUGAGGUGUCGGGAAAUGAUGGUCAAGAGAAGCCAGGGACGUCCAUCUGGUUCAUGACGGAAACAAAAGACCGCGAGGUUGUCAGAGAGUACUUUUUGUCCAUGCUCGGCCAUGACGUUGAGAUCGAGAAGCACUUUGCCCAGAUCAACGCCUGGAAGAAGGCCACAUUUCCGGUCUACAUCGUGGAACAGAAGCUCGGGGACCUCAUCCUUAUUCCUCCCUUGGCUACUCACCAAGUGUGGAACCGCGGCACGAGGACCAUGAAAGUCGCAUGGAACCGGACCACUUGCGACACGCUCGAGUUGGCACUGCACGAGGCCCUGCCCAAAGCCCGGCUGGUGUGCCGUGAUGAGCAAUACAAGAACAAAGCCAUCAUAUACUACACCCUGCGCAAGUAUUACGACCUCCUACGUUAUAACGAUAAGUUCGACGGCCUAGGUCUGCUCGGUAUCGAGCGCGGUGAGAGCCCGGAGAAAGACCGGCUCAAGACCGACUUCCGGAAACUUUUCAGCCUCUACACCGAGAUACUCACUGACGAGAUGUUCGGCCAAAAAGAACAGAACGUCGAGUUCAUCGAGUUUGACUCCAACAUUACUUGCGCCUACUGCAGAGCCAACAUCUUCAACAGGUUCCUCACUUGCAAACACUGCGUCAGACAGCUCCUCGACGACAACAAGAACGUGAUUGAAGAUACAUACGAUAUCUGCAUGGAAUGCUACGCGAUGGGCCGCUCGUGUCUGUGCAUCUCUGGCCUAUCAUGGUGUGAGCAGUGGGAGUGGUCUGAGCUGGUCAAUACCUACGACGAGUGGCGGACGAUGGUCACCGAGAACGACGGCUUCAUCGACCUCGAAUUGACCCCUCUUCCGCUUGAGAUAGCUCGAAAGAAAUCCGGAAAGAAGUCUGUUGCACAAAUAUGCCAAGAGCAGCUGCGGCGGCGUCCUUUCCGUGACAUCACCAAGCCGGAAGAGAAGGAGGUUCUCGAACCAUCAGAGCCUGAGGUCGACGAGAACGGCCUGGUGGUUAAGAAGAAGAAGAAGAAGAAGAAGGAGAAGAAGGGCGAUGUCUAUCGAUGUCAUGUCUGCUGUCGCAAAGAUUUCACAUACAGACUGGCCUUCUGCUCCACGCCAGGUUGCACGGAGGCCUACUGCUAUGGAAAUCUUUAUCGGGGCUUUGACAUGAUGCCCCAGGACGUCAUGCAGGAGGAGAGGUGGCAGUGUCCAAAGUGCAGGGGGAUAUGCAACUGCGGCGCUUGCCGGCGAGCGGGCAACACUACUCCCUAUGUUCCAAAGAACACUCUACUCGGCCACGAUACGCGGAGCAUAGCUGACGAUCGCAGUGUCGAUGCUCUGGUCGACUUCCGAUUGCACAACCUGCGCUGGCUUAGCAAGGUCGGAGAGGAGGGUCAUAGUCAGGACACUGGUCGCAUGCAACGCCUCAGACAGCAGGCAGACGCAGAGAAGGCGAAGGAGGGACAUAUGGGAGAUGUAGUCGGUGCGGCGCUCGCUAUUGCCGAAAGCCAACAAUCUGCGUCGCAGGCCAUGGGCGGAGACUCGCAGCCAGUCACUGAUGGGCAAGCGCCGAUGGCCGAUAUGUCCCCGGCUGACGCAAUUGACCCAGCGUUGUAUAACGAGCCUGCCGCCUAUCCAGAUCCAUCAGCCUUUGGAGCAGAGCGAAUGCUUGGCUUGGGCUACUAUCAACAAGAUGACAGCCCCGACAAGAUUCUCUUCGACCCAUACCAGGAACCAGCGGCCGACGAAAUGGUUCUGGACGAAGAAUCUGAAUAUGCCAAGAAGGCCCUGCGGGCCGCAAAGAGACGUGCGAAAUUGGAGAAGCAUGACGAUCCCGACUUCAUGGCGCCAAAGUCACAUAAGAAGAAGAUCAGGAUCGAGAAGGAGGUCGACGUUGACGAGGCUAUGGACGUUGACCCGGCUCUGCUCAGCGGGGAGGCAACAAUCCCUAGUGAAUCUCAGCAACCGGAAGGAGCAGCAGCGGAUGGCGACACGGGCGAACGUGACGAAGCCAACGGCGAAGACGAAUCCGAGCAGGAGGUGACUGGCCUCUUGCCAUACGAGGCUAACAUCCCGUCCCUGCGCCAUGCCAAACCCAAAGUGUCGUAUGCCGAGGCAGACGACGGCAUCGAGGAGUUCAACGAGAUCCUGGAGAAGAGACGGCCCAAGCCUCCUCCUACCGCGGAGCCUUCCGAGCCGCGCAGCAACGAUCCUCUGGACCUAGCCUCGGAGGCGAUUCGUGCGAUUACCGGCCAGGCACGUAAGGCGACUGCCGCGGCCCAGAAGCGAGCGCCUGCGCCGAGCGCGGCGGGCCCGAAGAAACAGGUGUCCACGCCGAGUACGGGCCCGAAGAAGCGAGGACGGCCGCGCAAGUCCGACGUCGGACCGUCUACCGAUACUGGACGCGAGAAGCCAGCCACGCCGCCGUUGAGCGAGCCGCCCAAGAAACGCGGCCGGCCCCGGAAAUCGAUGCUGGCCGGAGUUGAGUCGGGCCAGUCCUCGGUGACGGUGACGGAGGAAACACCUGGCACGGGAGUCGGUCGGCCCGAACUCGAGGAUGAUGACGAUGAUAGUAUGAUCGGAGCCCUCGAGGCACAGCUUGCCGCCGAGCUCGCAGAAGAGGACAGUCGCCCAGCUCAUAAUGAAAGGCAAGAGCCGGGAGCAGUGGAUUUCCCACCUGCUGCUCCCGCUCCCAAGCGGAGGGGACGGCCCCCGAAGAACCCCGCGGCGGUGGCGGCGGCGGCGGCAGCUGCCAGCUCGGCCAGGGCUGCCUCGCCUGCCGACAUGAGCGGCUUGACUAUGGCUCAACGCGUCGCUCGGCGAGGAGGCAAGUUCAAGAUGGUCGGGCGCAAGUCGCGCGGAGGCGCCAGGAGCGGAGAGAGCACGCCGAGGGCGUCGGGCGCCAACACGCCCCAGGUGGAAGAGACGCCCGCUGCACCUGCAGCAGCUGCAGCUCGGCCAUCGCCCAGCCCCGCGGCAGAGCCUCCGAGUGCUGCUCCCGCCGAGGAGGUGGAGGAUCCGUUCGUCGAUUCGCCGAUGCCGGAUGCCGUCGACGGACCGGAGGCGCUCGAGGUCGUCUCGCCCGAAUCGGCCGCGAGUGAGCGGUCCCCAUCACCGCCACCGCCUGCGCCGCCGCCGGCUGCGGCUGCUCGCGCUGGGCCCACGGUUGUCCGCUUGGGCUCGUCCGACGAGGAGGACGGGUUGGACGGGGGCUACGGCGGGGGCUACGGCGGGGGCUACGGCGGGGGCUACGGCAGGGGCAGUGUCUCCGCGUCGGACGACGAGUCGGACUCGGACUCGGACUCGGACGACGAGGAUAUCCCGGCGAGGGUGCCAGGCGCUGCUGCCGCCGCUGCCGAGGGCGUGACGCGGGGCACUGCUAUCCGGGGUCGGGGGACGAUGGUGCGCAGUCGCGGGCGGGGACGGGGACGGGGACGGGGGAGGGGUCGUGGCCGAGGGGCGUAG